UUGAAAACAACAACAGCCACACAACCGUAACUUUCAAAAACCGUUGCGGGCGCAAUUUUGAGACGUCACGUCGCAUUUAAAGAUGAGUGACUUACGAAGUGAAGACAACUCAUUAAUUAUUGACUGCGGUUCGAGAACUUGCAAAGCCGGUUUUUCGUUACAGGAAAGGCCUUAUGUAGUGUUCAAGACUGUAGUUGGAAAAUAUGAAGGUGUGUCUGAUCAAGAAGGAAGCUUUCUAGGAGAUGAUGUUAAAUCGAUGAGAGAUUUUCUUGACUUGAAAUAUCCUGUUGAACGAGGUAUUGUGAACAAUUGGGAUGAUAUGGAAAAUAUUUUGAAAUACACUAUCGAGAAACGAUUGAAAACAAACGCAAUGCUACACCCAAUAAUGAUAACUGAAAGUCCAUCGAACCAUAAAGCUAAUCGUGAAAAGAUGACCGAGAUCGUGUUUGAAAAGUUCAAAGCUCCUUAUUUUUAUGCUGCUAAACAAGCUGUACUUGCACUGUUCGCAACUGGUCGGACAACUGGAGUGGCCUUCGAUUCUGGCGAUGGAGUAUCUCACAGCGUCCCGAUCUUUGAUGGAUAUGCUGUACCUUCUGUUACCCAAUAUUUAAAUGUUGCUGGCCGUGAUCUCACGGAUUACUUAAGGAAAAUGUUAUCUGAACGUGGUUAUAGUUUUGCAACUACCACUACACGAGACAUUGUUGAUGACAUAAGGGAAAAAUUGUGCUACGUAACUCCUGACUACGGUAAAGAAAUCAAUGCAAUAUCUUCCACGUUGGAUAAAUCCUACAGAUUACCUGAUGGACAAUUAAUCACGAUUGGAAGUGAAAGAUUCCGUUGCACAGAAGCUCUUUUCAAACCUUCAUUCUUAGGAAUGGAAAAUCGUGGAAUCCACAAAAUCAUUAACGAUUCCCUGAUGAAGUGUGAUGUAGACUAUCGUAGGCUAAUGUCCUCCCAUAUUGUUAUGUCUGGAGGUAACACAUUAUACCCGGGUUUUGCUUCAAGAAUGCAAAAAGAAAUUAUGCAAGAAGAUUUAACUACAGAUGGAAUAGAAAGAAAGAUAAUUUCUAAGCCCGAAAGAUAUCAUUCGAUAUGGAUAGGAGGUUCUAUGUUGGCUUCUUUGCCAAGCUUUCGACGGUUUUGGAUCUCCGGUGCCGAGUACGCCGAAUCAGGUCCAUCUAUUGUGAAUAGAAAAUGUUUGUAA
This is a messenger RNA of Sipha flava (yellow sugarcane aphid), 1204 nucleotides long. RefSeq names its product actin, clone 302-like. NCBI's taxonomy places the organism in Eukaryota, Metazoa, Arthropoda, Insecta, Hemiptera, Aphididae. The transcript has 5 exons. Bases 83 to 1204 code for a protein of 373 amino acids. The record is from RefSeq and is a predicted model, not a curated record.